Messenger RNA from Triticum turgidum subsp. durum (durum wheat), 990 nucleotides. NCBI's taxonomy places the organism in Eukaryota, Viridiplantae, Streptophyta, Magnoliopsida, Poales, Poaceae. The record is from the annotation of a GenBank genome assembly.
AUGGGGGUUAAUGGUACAUUCCCAAAGAAAUCGGCUAAUGAUGCAAGGAAAAUAAAGAAGAGGAAGUCACAGAGGAUGCAAAGGACGGGGAGUGUGCCACAGAGGAAACAAAGGACAAUGAGUUUGCAGCCUAUAAGGGAGCAGUUGUUGGACGUGAUGGUGUGGGACAUCUUGAUCCGGCUGCCCGUGGAGUCCCUGGCGAGGUUUAAGUUGGUUAGCAAGGCCUGGUGCCACCGCAAUAUGUUGCAGCACUCCACCUGCCUUCCGAUUGGUUUCGGCCUUGAUGUUUCCACUGGAACAUAUAAGGUUGCACGGUCUUUCUACCGUUCCUGUGAUUGCAGUUCGGUUGCAAUGGGAAUGGAGGUCUUCACUAUUAAUGGUGACGAGGGCAACUGGAGGGAAACCUUGCUGGAUCCACCAUACCCUAUUAUCUGUCCGCAAACUGCCAUACACUGCAAGGGUUCCCUAUUCUAUUUCAUAGAUAAGAAAAUUCAACAAUGUCCCCCGCAGGCGCUGCUUCGUUUCUGCCUUCAAGAUGAAACAUUUGGUAUCACUCCAUUGCUUAACAACGUGUACCCUACAGUAGAAGAUGAUGACGAUAUUGUUCUCCAUGAGCUUGAUGGGGAAUUAUGUGCUACUUUCUUUAGCAAGUGUGUGCAACGAGUAUUGGUCUGGGUGGCAAGAGAUAUUGUGAAUCCAGAGUGGGAUUGUCAUUAUGUAAUCAAUGUCUCAGAUCACUGUUGUCCAGUGGCCUCACUUAGCAUCGCUGGUCGAUUUCUCUUACGAAGAGGUCAUUGUCUAAUCCAUUAUUACAUGAAAGCUCAUGGUGUAAAAGAAGAGGAUAUAUUUGAUAUGGAUGACCUAAGGUUCCUUGGGCCCAUUGAAGACACCUUGGGCCAUGCAUGGAAAAAUUUAUGUGUGUUUGAGCUACUUUAUUACACUGCAAGCCUUGUUUCUAUUACUCCUAAGGCGAGCUUACAAGCUUCAUAA